Messenger RNA from Aureobasidium namibiae CBS 147.97, 2067 nucleotides. RefSeq lists its product as uncharacterized. The record is from RefSeq and is a predicted model, not a curated record. Gene Ontology annotation, cellular component: mitochondrial outer membrane; nucleus; cytosol. The transcript is spliced from 6 exons. Lineage: Eukaryota; Fungi; Ascomycota; Dothideomycetes; Dothideales; Saccotheciaceae. Bases 1 to 2067 code for a protein of 688 amino acids.
AUGAAGAGGUUUUUGGGAGCUGCAAAGCUCAGUACCUCGAGCUCGACUCACUCGUUGAGUGCUCUUGAUGAGCCUCAGGCACUCGAGGAUGCCAUGGCUGCUGUGUCAUAUAUACUUAACGAUGAUGUCGAGACGGCAGAGUCAGAGUUGUCCAAAGGCAACUCGCCCUUCCACAAGUUGGGUCAAGGUGUUGUAUCCUUCUUGCGAGCCGCCCUCGGUUUCGAGCAAGACAUCAUGCGAGAAGCCUCUGAAAGACUAGGACAAGCCGAGACUGCCGCCUACGACCAUCAACGCCAUGCCGACAAGAACGCCUACCAAUCAAAGAUAUACCCGCCUGGAAGCGAGUACGCCCUUUGUCUUGCCGAAGCUCAGCUUAUGAGUGCUGUCGUCGCGGUUCUGAACGAGAGUCUCUCCGAGAGUAUCAAGGGUUUCUACAAGAUGAGGAAGGCCUAUGUGGCUUUGCAAGAGAUAGCAGAUGCUGAGAAGAGAUAUAUGAAGAAGAGAAGCUCGACUUCUGUGGCCAGUACAAGCACAAGGUCAACCGUCAACCCGGCUCCUUCGAUAGCUUCCACAGCUCCCUCGAUAGGAGGUCAGACUCUGGUCGCCCAGGAUGAAGACGACGACGAUGACUUUGUGGACGCCGAUGAGAGUUUUACUGCUCCUGCGACACCCACAACAUACCAAGGUCAUUUGGAGUCUAAGGAACUGGAGUCAAAACUAGGAAAUCUGUCCAUUCGUCCUGGCUCGUCAUCCACGAUGACUCCUGCGCCGCCUGUCGUAGAAGAAGAUGACUUUAGUGAUUUUAGCAAUCACCCUGUUGAUCUUUUCAUUCAUUCCGGCUCCAACCUCUGCUUCGGUCUUCUGCAACUAAUGCUAUCCUUGAUACCACCAGCCUUCUCAAAACUCCUCUACAUCAUUGGCUUCAAAGGUGACCGCGAGCUCGGUAUCCAGAUGUUAUGGCGAGCUACCCGAUACACAAAUGUCAACGGCGCCAUGGCAGGCCUGAUCACAUUAGGAUAUUACAACCUCACUGUUGGCUUCUGCGACAUCGUCACCUCGGAUGCUUACCCAAAGGAACGCUUGACGAAUCUGCUGGUUCAGAUGCGCAAGCGUUAUCCCCAAUCUCGUCUUUGGAGACUCGAAGAGGCAAGAAUGCUGGCUGCUGACAAACAGCUGGAAGAUGCUGUUACCAUGUGUGGCACCCAUGAAAAGAGUCCCCUCAAGCAAGUCGAGGCAUUGCAGUGGUUCGAGAAGAGUCUGAAUUGCAUGUACCUGCACAGAUACGAAGAAUGUGCUACUUCAUUCUUGACCUGUGUCGAACUCAACAACUGGUCUCACGGCCUAUACUACUACAUAGCAGGCGCCUGCUACGUCGAACUCUACCGCGAAGCAAAAUCCGUGGACUCAGGCCGAGCAGACAAAUACGCCUCUCGCGCCACAGAACUCCUCCGCAAAGUCCCCAUCCACGCAGGCAAAAAACGCUUCAUGGCGCGCCAACUCCCCUUUGACACGUUUGUGACUCGCAAGAUUUCAAAAUGGGAAGAACGAGCCAAAGCUCGUGGUAUCCCUUUCAUCGACGCCGUAGGCAUCGCUCCAGUCGAGGAAAUCAUAUACUUUUGGGCUGGCUUCAAGAGGAUGAGAAAAGAGCAUCUGUUGCACUCUUUGCAGCGAUUGGACUGGAGCGAACAACACAAAUGUCACGAUAAUGCCGUCGAUGAACUGGCUACUCUGUCUCUGCUGCGAGCAACCGUAACACGCUGGCUAGGCGACACACACACUGCUCGCAACAUCCUAGAGACGCAAGUGUUGAAUCACGAUAGCAGUGAACUCAAGGGAGGAAAUAAAGAUAACUGGUCUUUGCCGGUGGCGCAUUACGAAAUGUCUGUCAUCGAGUGGAUCGAAGCUGGCGGUGAGAGAGGCAGCAAGCAGCAGUUGGACGCUUGCUCGAGGUGGGUGGAGAAGGCUGCGAGGUGGGAGGCGUAUGAUUUGGAUGCUAGGGUCGGUCUCAAAGUCACGACAGCAAGGGAGACGUUAAAGAAAUGCGGCAUCACUGCUGCCAUCGCAUAG